CGGCGCGUUUCUGAGGGAAAGCGGAUCUUUUCCCGCGGAUCUGUCGGCGGGAGUAACGGUAACGUUAUGGCUGACGACGACGUGCUGUUCGAGGAUGUGUACGAGCUCUGCGAGGUGAUCGGGAAGGGUCCUUUCAGUGUGGUACGAAGAUGCAUCAACAGAGACACUGGACAGCAGUUUGCUGUGAAGAUCGUAGAUGUGGCCAGUUUCACCUCCAGCCCUGGACUCAGUACAGAGGAUCUGAAGCGGGAGGCCAGUAUCUGUCACAUGCUCAAACAUCCUCACAUCGUGGAGCUGCUGGAGACCUACAGCUCCGACGGGAUGCUCUACAUGGUCUUUGAGUUGCACAGUAUGGAUGGAGCCGAUCUGUGUUUCGAAAUCGUGAAGAGGGCUGAUGCUGGUUUCGUCUACAGCGAGGCAGUGGCCAGUCACUACAUGCGGCAGAUACUUGAAGCUCUGCGCUACUGCCACGAUAACAACGUCAUACACAGAGAUGUCAAGCCUCACUGUGUCCUGCUGGCCUCGAAGGAGAACUCUGCUCCGGUCAAGCUGGGCGGCUUCGGUGUGGCCAUCCAGCUGGGCGAGUCAGGGCUGGUGGCCGGAGGUCGAGUAGGGACCCCUCACUUCAUGGCCCCAGAAGUGGUCAAGCGAGAGCCGUACGGGAAGCCGGUGGACGUCUGGGGCUGCGGGGUCAUUCUCUUCAUCCUGUUGAGCGGCUGUUUGCCUUUUUACGGGACCAAAGAGCGCCUGUUUGAAGCCAUCGUGAAAGGAAAGUACAAGGUAAUGAACCCCCGUCAGUGGACUCAUAUCUCUGAGAGCGCUAAAGACCUGGUGCGGCGCAUGCUGAUGCUGGACCCGGCCGAGAGGAUCACCGUCUAUGAGGCGCUCAACCACCCCUGGCUCAAGGAGAGAGAUCGCUACUCGUACAAGAUCCACCUGCCCGAGACGGUGGAGCAGCUGAGGAAGUUCAACGCUCGCAGGAAACUGAAGGGAGCCGUCCUCGCUGCCGUCUCCAGCCACAAGUUCAACUCGUUUUACGGCGACCCUCCUGAAGACCUCCACGACUUCUCAGAGGACCCCACGUCUUCAGGAUUGCUUGCUGCAGAAAGGGCUGUGUCUCAGGUUCUGGACAGUCUGGAGGAGAUCCAUGCGCUGACUGACUGUAGUGAGAAGGAUCUGGACUUCCUGCACAGCGUCUUCCAGGACCAACAUCUGCACACACUGCUGGAUCUGUAUGAUAAGAUUAACACCCGCUCAUCGCCCCAGAUCAGGAACCCGCCCAGCGACGCUGUCCAGAGAGCCAAAGAGGUGUUGGAGACGCUCUCCUGUUAUCCUGAGAACAUGGAGGCAAAAGAGCUGAAGAGAAUCCUGACGCAGCCUCAUUUCAUGGCGCUGCUGCAGACUCAUGAUGUUGUGGCUCAUGAGGUUUACAGCGACGAGGCGCUGCGAGUGACACCUCCGCCCACCUCCCCGUACCUCAACGGAGACUCGCCAGAGAGCGUCAACGGAGACAUGGACCUGGAGAACGUCACCAGAGUCCGCCUGGUGCAGUUCCAGAAGAACACGGACGAGCCCAUGGGCAUCACUCUGAAGAUGAACGACCUCAACCACUGCAUCGUGGCUAGAAUCAUGCACGGAGGGAUGAUCCACAGACAGGGGACGCUGCACGUCGGAGAUGAGAUUCGUGAGAUCAACGGCAUCAGCGUGGCAAAUCAGACGGUGGAGCAGCUCCAGAAGAUGCUGCGAGAGAUGCGAGGCAGCAUCACCUUCAAGAUCGUCCCCAGUUACCGCAGUCAGUCUCUGUCCUGUGACAAAGAUUCCCCGGAUCUGCCCAGACAGUCUCCAGCGAACGGCCACUCCAGCGUCACCAGCUCCAUCUUAGAUCUGCCAUCAACUAUCCAGCCUAAAGGAAGACAGAUCUCCAGACCUGCAAUCAAGGAUAAAAUGUCUCGUAAGAUCUACGUUCGAGCGCAGUUCGAGUACGAUCCGGCUAAAGACGACCUGAUUCCCUGUAAAGAGGCGGGCAUUCGUUUCCGGGUGGGUGACAUCAUCCAGAUCAUCAGUAAGGACGAUCAUAACUGGUGGCAGGGCAAGCUGGAGAACACCAAGAACGGCACGGCAGGCCUCAUUCCCUCACCAGAGCUGCAGGAGUGGCGUGUGGCGUGUAUAGCGAUGGAGAAGACCAAGCAGGAGCAGCAGGCCAGCUGUACGUGGUUCGGCAAGAAGAAGAAACAGUACAAAGACAAAUACUUAGCAAAACACAACGCAGUCUUUGACCAACUAGAUCUAGUGACGUAUGAAGAGGUGGUGAAGCUGCCGGCGUUCAAGAGGAAAACCCUGGUGCUGCUGGGAGCUCACGGCGUCGGCCGGAGACACAUCAAGAACACGCUCAUCGCAAAACACCCCGACAGAUUCGCGUACCCCAUCCCACACACCACCAGACCUCCGAAGAAGGACGAGGAGAACGGCAAGAACUACUUCUUCGUGUCUCACGACCAGAUGAUGCAGGACAUCUCCAACAACGAUUACCUGGAGUACGGCAGCCACGAGGACGCCAUGUACGGGACGCGCCUCGAGACCAUCCGUAAGAUCCACGAGCAGAACAUGGUGGCCAUCCUGGACGUAGAGCCCCAGGCGCUGAAGGUCUUGCGGACGGCUGAGUUCGCUCCGUACGUCAUCUUCAUCGCAGCUCCGACGAUCACUCCGGCCAUGAACGAGGACGAGUCUCUCCAGCGGCUGCAGAAGGAGUCGGAGGCUCUGCAGCGCUCCUACGCUCAUUACUUCGAUCAGACCAUCAUUAAUAACGAGAUCGACGACACCAUCCGUCUGCUGGAGGAGGCCAUCGACCUGGUGUCCAGCACUGGCCAGUGGGUGCCGGUGUCCUGGGUGUACUAGCCUCUCUCUCACACACACACACACACACACACACACACACACACACAGACGGACUUACAGCCCGGCCACUACCAGUGCGUAGCGUUGUAAAUAUCUAUACAUAUAUAAAUAUCUAUAAAUAUGAAUAUAUAAGUCAUAGAUAUGGUCCUGUACUAAUAACAAAAGGGGGUUGAUGACAUUUUAUACGGUUUUCUUUUUAAACGUACGAGACGGCGUCUCAGAGCAAUGAUGAGCACAGUCAGCGGUGGGGGAGGAGCCCAUCGUGGUAUGGGCGUGGCUAAGUGACUCCGCCCACUGGCCUGCAGUAUAAGCACAGCUGACCCUCUCUCUCUCUCUCUCUUUCACACACACACACACACACACACACACACACAAGCAAACACACACACACACGAGCACCGUUUGCACGGACGGACGCUGCAUACACCCUCUGUUUACAGACGUAGGUUUGCACAAAGGGCAGCGGAGCCCGGCGCUCUUCCUCGGCCUGCUCCUCCUCUUCCUCUAGAUGUGUCUGUCCAGAUCCAGCUCCGAGCGGACGGCUCCCCUCAUGCCCCGUGUAGUGACGUGUUUGUAAAUGUCCUGGAUUUGAUUUCUUGUGCGGAACGAGGAGGAAAAUAUCCAUUCCUAGAUCGACCAUUUCAGAAAAUGUGCUGUCUUAAGAGUAUUAUCAUUUUACUCCGAGAAAACCGAGAGGAUUUUAUUGUGUGUAAAUGUUUCAAUGGUGCGUUGAAAUGAAGUAGUGUGUGCAUAAACAACUCGACGGACUGUGUGAGCUCUUCAUUUCACAUUGCCCUGUGUAAAUUCCUCUGCAGAUGACAAAAUGCUCUUCAGUAUGUUUGUUUGUUUGUUUUUUUAUCUAUUUCCUUUCAUGUGUUGGAAAAGUAAAUUGCUUUUGAAAUCAGA
This is a messenger RNA of Puntigrus tetrazona (Sumatra barb), 3801 nucleotides long. RefSeq names its product calcium/calmodulin-dependent serine protein kinase b (gene caskb). Bases 67 to 2895 code for a protein of 942 amino acids. The record is from RefSeq and is a predicted model, not a curated record. Gene Ontology annotation, biological process: regulation of neurotransmitter secretion; protein phosphorylation. NCBI's taxonomy places the organism in Eukaryota, Metazoa, Chordata, Actinopteri, Cypriniformes, Cyprinidae. Gene Ontology annotation, molecular function: signaling receptor binding; ATP binding; protein kinase activity. The transcript has 28 exons. Gene Ontology annotation, cellular component: cell-cell junction; basolateral plasma membrane; plasma membrane.